AUGAGAACACCUUGCCUGAGGCUGUUGGAUGCUGGAGAUACUUCGAUGCUCACCUCAGCCAACCUCCUUUCUCAUGGCGAACUUGUUCAUACAUCCAUCGAGUCAAUACUGAAUCGGAAGCACCCUUCGCGGAGGCCCUUUGACACAGCAAACGGUAUUCUCACCGGUCCCCAACCCCCAGCCCCCGCCCACCCUGCGCCACUUGGCGGAUCGCAAGCGUCAAAUUCAGAGGGUUUUCGAGGAGCUCCAUCGUCUGACUCUGUGGUCACAGCCCCCCCAGCAGCUACGAGCGAUAACAGGAACAUUGUUCGCAGGAAGCUGACGGGCUACGUUGGCUUCGCGAACCUGCCCAACCAAUGGCACCGCAAGAGCGUCCGGAAGGGCUUCAACUUCAAUGUUAUGGUUGUUGGUGAAUCCGGUCUCGGAAAGUCAACACUCGUCAACACCCUCUUCAACACCUCCCUGUACCCGCCCAAGGAGCGCAAGGGCCCCAGCUUGGACAUUAUUCCAAAGACCGUCACGAUCCAGUCCAUCAGCGCCGAUAUCGAGGAGGCGGGCGUGCGUCUGCGGCUAACGGUCGUCGACACGCCUGGCUUUGGCGACUUUGUUAACAACGACGAGUCUUGGCGGCCGAUUGUCGACAACAUCGAGCAACGUUUCGAUGCUUACCUGGAUGCUGAGAACAAAGUCAACCGUAUGAACAUUGUCGACAACCGUAUCCACGCCUGCGUCUUCUUCAUCCAGCCCACUGGCCACUCCCUGAAGCCUUUGGACAUCGAGGUCAUGAAGCGGCUGCACACCAAGGUCAACCUUAUCCCGGUCAUUGCCAAGGCCGAUACCCUGACGGAUGAUGAGGUGGCCGCCUUCAAGGCCAGAAUCCUUGCGGAUAUCAAAUUUCACAAGGUCCAAAUCUUCGAGGGUCCCCGCUACGAGCUCGAUGACGAGGAGACCAUCGCUGAGAACAACGAGAUCAUGUCCAAGGUUCCGUUCGCCGUUGUUGGUGCCAAUAACGAGAUCACCAAUGCAGAUGGGCGCAAGGUCCGUGGCCGUCGCUAUCCUUGGGGUGUCAUCGAGGUGGACAACGAGGAGCACUGCGACUUUGUCAAGCUGCGUCAGAUGCUCAUCCGCACCCACAUGGAGGAACUCAAGGAGCACACCAACAACGUGCUCUAUGAGAACUACCGUACAGACAAGCUCAUUGCUAUGGGCGUCUCGCAAGACCCGAGCGUGUUCAAGGAGGUCAACCCUGCCGUCAAGCAGGAAGAGGAGCGUGCGCUCCACGAACAGAAGCUUGCCAAAAUGGAGGCCGAGAUGAAGAUGGUAUUCCAGCAAAAGGUCGCCGAGAAGGAGUCAAAGCUGAAACAGAGCGAGGAGGAGCUGUACGCUCGUCACCGGGAGAUGAAGGAGCAGCUGGAGCGGCAACGACUUGAGCUCGAGGAGAAGAAAUCGAGGGUGGAGAGCGGACGGCCACUGGAAAAGGAGAAGAGGAAGGGCUUCUCACUCCGGUAA
Messenger RNA from Canariomyces notabilis, 1509 nucleotides. Its product is annotated as Septin-domain-containing protein. The record is from RefSeq and is a predicted model, not a curated record. Lineage: Eukaryota; Fungi; Ascomycota; Sordariomycetes; Sordariales; Chaetomiaceae. Gene Ontology annotation, biological process: intracellular protein localization; cytoskeleton-dependent cytokinesis. The transcript has 4 exons. Gene Ontology annotation, cellular component: cytosol; septin complex; septin ring. Bases 1 to 1509 code for a protein of 502 amino acids. Gene Ontology annotation, molecular function: GTP binding; molecular adaptor activity; GTPase activity.